AGACCUCCGUUCAACACUUUCACUCCUCGAAGACCCAUGGCGUCGCCGCUCCUCUCCCUUCGGCAAUCACCCCUGCCACCAGCGUCCAUGAGCUUCUCGAGUGUCCCGUCUGCACAAACUCUAUGUACCCACCAAUCCAUCAGGAUCGGGGAGGAUACGGCAAUUCUAUGGCACUCGCUUGUUGCAGUUCAAUGAUCCCAUUGUUAAAAAUCAUGUUAUUUUGACGGUGCCUUGGAAUUUCUUUUCUCCUUUCUUAUGUUCCUGAUCAUUUUUACUAAAUUGAUUGAUCUAUAUGUGUGGUUUUUCCUUCUCUUGAGUUUUGAGGAAUCGGUAUAAUGACUUCGAAUUGUAUUUUGUGUAUGUGGAUUUUCAAUGUUCUAAUGUUUUAGGUUUUCUGUUGAUAUUUCGGCUACUACCACUGUGCACAAGUAAAAGGUCGUCCUUUGCAGUAGCUAAAUGUUUAUUCUGGAAUGUGUUUUCUCAAGAUUUCGAUUCUUAUAUGCAAACCCUUUAACCACGGUCCUAUCGAUUGUUAUCUGAUCAUCUGCUUGAUCUUAUUAUAUCGGUCAAGAAUUGCACUAUUUGAUUUUUGACAUUUUCUGGUUAGAAUGCCACACUUUUAACUAGCAUCAACUGUUAGCUGAAAUUUCCUAGUUUAACCUGUACGGCUGUAUGUUAAUGUUAUUGUUAAUUUUUAGAAAGAUUUUGUAGAAAAGUAAAUCUAUUAUUUGUCAGUCACUUCAAAAGGAAGUUAAUUUGAUGUUUCCAAAAACUCACUGUCUUGCUCACCUCAUUUGCCUACUUUAGGAGUCGAGUAUUUUAGGCAAAUAUACAUUAUGCUUAUGAUAUUUAUUUUGAUAAAUUUUGUAAGUUAUAUUCUCUUAUUCCCUAGCUUGCUACAGAAUGAUCAGAUGUUUGAAGUUUGAACAAUGAACAGUCUGGGACCUUUGAAUCUUCUCCCUGCCUAUAAACUUCUCUUAGUUGAAUGAAACUGAUAACUUAUUCAGUAAUUGGCAUAUUGACUUAUCAAUUGGUAAUUUAUAUGUUGAAUCCUAGCCAGAAUAGUAUGUUACUUGUCCUUCAUGACUUGUUGGUUUUCAAAGUUUUCAAGGAAUAUUUUUCUUCCAAUUAUUUGAUUGAAUUGCAGCAUAUAUAGUUUAUAGAAUUAUAUUUUAGAAAUGCAUACUUUUGGACUAAUACUUACUGAUGGUUGACUUGAGAAUUGUUUGAAGUCAUACGUAGCAGAAUCAUCCUUACUUUUAAAUCCUAAAGAUUAUUAUCAUUUUUAAAAUCAUUAGUUAAUUGUGUGCCAUCUUUAUUACGUUGAGUAGUCAGCAUCCAUAGUAUUCUUUAGGUACUGCCAACUAUGGAUGCUCAAAAUUAACUAUUCCAGACCUGAGGAAUACAUAUUAUUUUGUUAGGAAAAGCAAAGGUGACAGCUAACACUUAUUUAAUAAAGAGAGAACAAUUAUUACACCCAUAAGAAAGUGUGAGUGCAGCUAAAUAUAUUGAAGGAUGAAAGAAAAAUACUUAAUUACUUUCUGAUAAAUCAAGUGGCAUGGAUGGGACAAUUUGCUUAGUUAAUUAUUACUGGAAAACCAUGUUUUGCUAGCUAAACUUAUAGUAUUCUGGUAUUUAUUCAAUUUUAUUUAAGAGAGGAUAACAAAAGCUAAUGUGACAUUUUGGAGACCAUUAUUGUGGUCUAGUUUUUAUGUUAUCCAAGUUCAUAUGAAUAAGAAACCACAGAUGGAUUAUGUUUAUUCUGACAUUGACAAAGUUCAAGAGCAAAUAGAUAAGAUUCAACUUUGAGAAGCACAAUUGUCAAAGGAUAUUUAUUAGGCAAGUACUUUAAAUGUUUUUUUAUCGUGAAAUAUUUAUUUCAUUUUGUUUUCUAAUGGCACAUAUUUGUUUUUCUAUUUUAUAUUUGUAAUGAACUAUCUUAAUAUUAUUUUUGAAUAUCGUUGCAAUCUCACAAUAAAUGAUUACCAACUCUGCAUAAUGUGAUUGUCACGGUGUAUUAAUUGACUGUGGACAUUAAGUGCAAAGACCAUGUCUUCUACGAGGAUUUCAAUGGUUUUGGUGAAAACCUGCCAAUCAAAUAUCAGUACUAUGGAUCUUCAUUUAUAUGUGAAAUUUUAUUUAUCUUUACAUAUUCUUUAUUGCUUUUUUAGGAAGAUUGAUCUGAUUGAAAAAUUUAAUGUUUUGGCUGAGAAGAGAAUGUAAGAUGGUUGAUCAUGAAGAAUUUACAUGAACAAUCUCCUCAAACAACUGUGUCAUAAUGCAACUAUACUGGAGUACAUCCCCGAAGGAUACCAACCAGCCCAUAGUAGUUCUAAUUGGUGUCUAUAUAAUGUAACCUGAGGAAUCCUAUGAUUAGUGGCACAUGGAUGAUAUAUUGAUGAGCGAGUGAAAGAUGAUGACAACAAACAGAAUGAGCAUGGAGUAUCAAUUAGUCUUACUUGGAAAUUUUUUGACAUGGGAUGAUUUUGAGUUGCUGGAAAUGAUGCUUAGAUUUUGGAUGAUUUGAAUAUAACUGGUGUCAGACAAUCCAAACUCCAAUGAAUAAGGUCUUGGGUUGGAUUUGUUUAUUGUCUUUUAUAAUUUGUGGUGUCAAACGUUUAUUCUAGUACCUAUUGAGUUAAUGUUACUAUGCAUAUACUUUUUUGUGACAUUUCCAUAGCUGAAAAGAAUUUGAAGUGAAAUUGGGGGGAAAUACAAGAGGUGGCGAGGGACCAAAUCAGCACAUUAGCAGACCAUCUCUAUCAAAUCAUGUCAAAAUGGGCACACACUCUGUUCAACAUGUAAAACAAUGGUGCACAACCGUUGCCCUACUUGUCGCCAAGAGCUUGGGGAUAUCAGGUGUUUGGCACUGGAAAAGGUGGCUGAGUCACUUGAGCUUCCUUGCAAGUACUAUCCACUUGGAUGCCCUGAAAUCUUCCCUUACUACAGCAAGCUGAAACAUGAAGCUCAGUGCAACUUUAGACCAUACAAUUGCCCAUAUGCAGGAUCUGAAUGCUCUGUCGUCGGAGAUAUCCCUUUUCUGGUUACGCACUUAAGAGAUGAUCACAAGGUAGACAUGCAUACGGGAUGCACAUUCAAUCAUCGAUAUGUUAAAUCUAAUCCUCGAGAAGUUGAAAAUGCCACAUGGAUGUUGACUGUUUUUCACUGCUUCGGUCAGUAUUUCUGCUUACACUUUGAGGCCUUCCAGCUUGGGAUGGCUCCUGUUUACAUGGCGUUUCUACGCUUUAUGGGGGACGAAAACGAAGCCAGAAACUUUAGCUACAGCCUCGAGGUUGGGAGCAACGGAAGGAAGCUAAUAUGGGAAGGAACUCCCCGAAGCAUUCGCGACAGUCACCGUAAGGUUCGUGACAGUCACGAUGGGCUCAUCAUACAGAGGAACAUGGCACUCUUUUUCUCGGGAGGCGACAGGAAAGAGCUGAAGCUGAGGGUGACAGGCAGGAUCUGGAAGGAGCAGCAGAACAAUGAGGCCGGUGUUUGCAUGCCAAACCUCUUUAGCUGAAAACUUACGACAUUCAGUCCGGUUGUUGCUGUAGAUGUAACAUGAAACAUGAAAUUCUACGACCUUGUUAUAUUUUAAACACUUGGGUUCAUGUGGUUCCAUAUUUUCGAUAGAAUGAAAAUGUGACAAUAGGUUUAUAUAUUUAGGAUA
This is a messenger RNA of Zingiber officinale, 3670 nucleotides long. RefSeq names its product E3 ubiquitin-protein ligase SINAT3-like. The record is from RefSeq and is a predicted model, not a curated record. NCBI's taxonomy places the organism in Eukaryota, Viridiplantae, Streptophyta, Magnoliopsida, Zingiberales, Zingiberaceae. The transcript has 4 exons. Gene Ontology annotation, biological process: multicellular organism development; ubiquitin-dependent protein catabolic process. Bases 2810 to 3520 code for a protein of 236 amino acids. Gene Ontology annotation, cellular component: cytoplasm. Gene Ontology annotation, molecular function: ubiquitin protein ligase activity; zinc ion binding; protein binding.